AUGACAAACUGUAUUGGAAGUGUGAUAUCAGUGGAUUGCGGAGAGUUCGGCUACUAUCAAGGGCGACUCAUAUCGCUUGAUGCUGAUUCGAAGGAUAUUACUUUAGGAUCUGCAUUCAGAGAAGGUGUUCCUCUCGGUAAGAAUGUUACCCUGAAUGGAGCUCAAAUAGUAAGUCUCAAGGUGUUGAAAGCAGCGCAACAAGUAGAGGAGUCGCAUGUGGCUUCUACUUCAAACAACAACUCAGAGAAUAAGUUAGCUGUUCUGAGACCAAACGGAGCAAAGCAGAAUGGAUCAAUUGUUCACAGAAGCAAGAGUACAAUAGAGUUCGCCAGCAUGGAGGGUUCACAAAAUCGAAAUCGGACAGGUGGUUCCCAUGCACGGCCUUUGGCUACAGCGCAAAACAAAUCGAGUAAAACAGCAUCACAGAGAAAGCCCAGCUCUGUCAGUUCUACUAGCGAGGAGGGACAAAGCAUACACGCCGAUGUUUCUUCGAAGCCUAGAACAAGAAGUCGUCGAGUUAGGAGAUCUGAAUCUGAACAUAUCCACAGUCACCCAGUUGGUGUAUCUGAAACACCGCAUUUCCGUAGUUUCGAACCUCAAGUGCCGCUACCUCGUGAAGUUAUGGUUGCUAAAGUGAAGAAUCGAUGCAAAACAAAAGGGCCAAGUGGUAAUCCGUUACUUGAUUCUAAAAAGCUACAUGGCCGGAUAGCAAAUGGAAAUGAUGAAUUGGUCAAGCCAAUAGACUUUGAGCUACUGAACACGGAUUUUGAUUUUGAUGCAAAUUUGGAGCAGUUUAAACGCGAGAACUUGGAAGACGAUUACUACGAAUCAGUGGAGAAACAAAAGAUGUCGCAAAAUUUUGCUCACUAUGAGAACAUAAUCGCUGAUCCUGCUAGAGUUACUUCAUGGACAAAUAUUCUUGGCAGUAGUAACUACACUGGUAAUUCUGAUCAAGUGAGCAUCACGAGACCAGCUGUGGAGAGGCGCUCUCCGCCAAUACGAUCUAUUUCCUUCUGUCCGAGUGGUUACGAGACUACAUACGACGGUUUUCCACUACCUGUUUUAGAUGUUGCGCUCAAGAAGAAGUAUUUGAGUGAAUGCUGCUCAGCUAUGGGAUCAGAUGUAUACCAUUAUUUGGUCGCAGACAGGUUGAUCAUGUGGCUAAUAGAUGUAGUAGGAAGGCUUGGAAUAUCGCUAGAUCGUGCUGUUGUUUUAGCUUCAUCAACUACUCCUUUGAGAAUGGUUGAUCGCUUCCUGUCACAUCUCGACAAUAGAGGGGUAGCGACCACUCUGUAUGGAAAAUUUCCGAGUUUUGAUAUGAGCCUAGUGUCAGUGGUCGAUCGCGUUUCUCUUUUACCGGCUGCUUGUAAAAUAAUUAUUGUUCUUACGGACGAGUUAACUUCUGAAUCGCAGACAUGGCUUGGAAAACAAACAAGUUCUCAUAUCAUUUCUCUGGAGUGUGCUCCCUCUAUGUUAGAUUAUCAUAGACUUCAUGUUUUAAUGUUGGGUGUUCUUACAUCGGGUAUAUAUACUGUUAAUUCUUCUGCUCAACCACAAGUGGGGAAGACGAGUUUUGCUCAGCUGUGUGCGACUAUGAAAGGGAAUACUUUUAUCGACUCUGCGGUUUGUGAUGUGGGCGCACCAUUCUCUUGGAUUGCUGAGGAUGGGAAAGCGAAUCUCCAGCAAGCGUUCUCAACUACGUUGAUGCGUCGCCUUUGUUAA
Haemonchus placei is the source of this 1722-nucleotide messenger RNA. The record is from the annotation of a GenBank genome assembly. Lineage: Eukaryota; Metazoa; Nematoda; Chromadorea; Rhabditida; Trichostrongylidae.